Molecule: messenger RNA, 1497 nt
Organism: Meloidogyne enterolobii
Lineage: Eukaryota; Metazoa; Nematoda; Chromadorea; Rhabditida; Meloidogynidae
Source: the annotation of a GenBank genome assembly
AUGUAUUUUUUAUUUCUUUUUUGUAUUAUUUCAAUUAAUAUAUUAAUUCUUUGUCAAGCAACUGGAAACCAAUCACUUUUGAAUAAUAAAUCUUUGUUGACGAGUUCUUCUUUUGUUGUAAAUGGAAUAAAAAAUAAUAAAAUUUUAAAUAAAAAAAGAUUGGAUUUUUGGGGAAUAAAUAGUAAAAAUAAAAUUUUUCCAAAAUUAUUUUCUGUUAAUCCUUUAAAUAAAAAAAAUUUUGUAAUAAAAAAUGGAAAUGAUGAUAAGCAAAUAAAAAUUAGAUUGGCAAAAUCUGAGGAUGCUAAAGCUUUAUUCUCGUUAAUUAAAGAAUUGGCAGAAUUUCAUAAAAUGUCCAAAACAAUUAAAAUUACUGCCGAGCAAAUAGAAAAAGAUUUAAAUUCCGGGUUUUUGCAUUCAUUGAUAGCUUUUGGAGAGAAAGGGGAAAUAGCAGCUUAUGCUCUUUACUAUUUAUAUGAAUCCAGUACUAAAAGCAUGGGUAAAGGUAAAAGUAAAGUCUUUAUACAAGACACAAUUUCGUUAAUUUGUUACCUAAAAUUUAAAAUUAAUAAAAGUUCCUCAAUAACAGUCAUUAGCAAACUUUUAAAUCUUCUAAAUAAUCAAAACUUUUUAAAAUUAAUUACAAAAAGAGAAUAUUUCUCUGUACAAAAUUCCUUAAUAGCUACAAUAAACAUAAACUCUUGCUUAGGUCAAAUAAUGCACCUUGAGGAUCUUUAUAUUCGCCCACAGUUCCGUCGAAAAGGAAUUGGAUUUUUAUUGUUGGAGGAAUUAGCUAAAAUAGCUUAUGCCGAAAACCUUCCUUUUAUUGAAUGGCAAGUAUUGCGUUCUAAUUAUGGGGCAAUUAAAUUUUAUAAAAAACUUUCUGGAUUAACUGACUUGACUGACGGGAAAGGUGAAAAUAAAUGUAAUUUAUGGCGUUUAUCUGCUCAGUCAUUCGAUCAUGUUUUGCAAAAGGAAGCAAAACAAAAGGAAAGUGACGAAAAAUUGAUAAAAGAAAUUUAUUUGGAUGGAGAGGGGGAAAUCUCUGAAAGUAAUUCUUUUUACCUUGCUGAACAAUGGAAUAAUUUGAUUAAAUCACAAAAGAAUGGAGAGGAAGAGGAAAACAAAGAAGUUCUCCCGUCAUUAGCAAAACUUUUAAAUUCUGGCCUUCUAGGAGUUAUUGUUGUAAAGAAGAAGGAAAAUAAUAAAAUUGUGGGAAUGGCAUUCUUUAAUAGAAAAGGUUAUUCGACAUGGCAAGGACGAUUCCUUAUUUUGGAUAAUAUUUUAAUUGUGGAUUCUGAAAAACAAAAGGGAAUUGGGACUUCAAUAAUGGCAGAAUUGGUUAAUAUUGCACAAAAUAUGGAAGCAAAUAAAAUUCAAUGGGAAACAAAUGAGGAAAAUAAAAUAGUUAAUUCUUUUUUUAAAUCAUUAAAUGCUGAAAAUUUAACUGAAAAUGAAGGCUGGUUGAUAUAUCGUUGGUAUUUUAAUAAACAAAAAUAG